Molecule: messenger RNA, 2605 nt
Organism: Poeciliopsis prolifica (blackstripe livebearer)
Lineage: Eukaryota; Metazoa; Chordata; Actinopteri; Cyprinodontiformes; Poeciliidae
Gene: cdx1b
Product: caudal type homeobox 1 b
Exons: 3
Coding region: 120-944 (274 amino acids)
Biological process (GO): embryo development; cell differentiation; animal organ morphogenesis
Cellular component (GO): nucleus
Molecular function (GO): DNA-binding transcription factor activity, RNA polymerase II-specific; RNA polymerase II transcription regulatory region sequence-specific DNA binding
Source: RefSeq, a predicted model, not a curated record
GCAGGUAGCAGGUGGAGGCGCGCGCAGGCCACAGGACACAGAGCUCACCUGCAGACAGGUGAGCGGCAUCAGGCAGGCUGGAGCCGCAGUAUGCUGAGGGAGAGCCCUCACCUGGCAAGAUGUACGUCAGUUACCUGCAGCUGGACAAGGAGCCCACCAUGUACCCGCACCAGAACCCGGUGAGCCGCCACCCGGGGCUCAGCCUCAGCCCGCAGAACUUCCCGGUACCAGGCCCGCCGCAGUACCCGGACUUUCCCGGGUACCACCACCACCACCACCACGGCCUGAGCGCGGAGCCGCAGCAGGCCGGGCCAGGCGCCGGCGGAUGGAGCCCGGCUUACCCGCCGCCGCCGGCCCGGGAGGACUGGACUGCGCACCAGUACGCCGCCGCCGUGGGCGCUCCGACCGCGGGCGCCGGGCCCGCGCUGAGCUUCCAGGAGUUCUCCGGUCAGCCGGCCGCACUGCUGCCCGCCGCCCUCAACCCGUCCACGGGGCAGCUGUCCCCCGGCUCCCCUAGGAGGAGGAACCCGUACGACUGGAUCCGAACCUCUGCGCCUCCCAGCAACCCGAAUGGUAAAACUCGUACCAAGGACAAAUAUCGGGUGGUGUACACCGACCACCAGCGGCUAGAGCUGGAGAAGGAGUUCCACUACAGCAAGUACAUCACCAUCCGGAGGAAGGCGGAGCUGGCCACGGCGCUCAGCCUAUCAGAGAGACAGGUGAAGAUCUGGUUCCAGAACCGCCGAGCGAAGGAGAGGAAGAUCAACAAGAAGAAGCUGCAGCAGCCGGCCUCCUCCACCACCACGCCCACCCCCCCCUCCUGCAGCACCGGAGGGGUCGCGCUCAACAGCAGCAGCAGCGUUGCCAUGGUAACCAGCAGCAGCAGCAGCAACGGGCUAGUGUCUCCAUCGUCUCUGACUCUGAACAUCAAGGAGGAGUACUGAGGGGUUAAACCGCAGAAGGAGUCGUCCUUCCACCAAACUUUCUCUGGCUGUUUGAUCAGGAAUGGCUGGAAGAGCUCUGAUUGCUCCAGAACUCGGCUCCUCUGGUGGUUGGACCAAUCAACUCCAGGCCGGGGAUGCAAAGGUCACGGAGCUUCAGGAAGAUCUGCUCUGGUUUCUGAUUGGCUGACAGGAGGUCACGUGAACCCUGAGCUCCUCCUGGGUUCUGGUGGAGCUGCUGGACCCGACCUGCUCUGUACAGAACCUGAGACCCUCAGCCAACAGCAGAGACUGCUGUCCACUGGAUCUGGACCUGCUGACUCAUCGUUACGUUUUUUGUUUUUUGUUUUUUUACCUUCAGACUGUUCGACAGCUGAUGGUAAAACUAAUGGUCAGAACCCGUCGGUUCUGAUUGGUUCUGGUGGUUUUGGAGACUUCAGUCAGAAUCAUUUUCCCAUUUUUUCUGGAUGUAAAACUCUGGAGUUUUUUUCUUUUCUUUAUUCCACAAGAAAUAUUUUAAAACUGUAUUGAAAUGAAAAACAUAACUUUUUAUUGGACAUCUUACUAAAACGGAAGAAAUUGCUUUUAUAGGUUAUUUUAUUUUCUAAUGUUACUGUAACAGUUAAUCAUUCGGACUCAUCAGAACCAUACAUUUUGAAUUUUAUACAUUUGUAUAAAGAAUUUGUCAGAUUUAUUUAUCAGCAUGUUUACCUGUCAGUCGUCUCAGAAAUACAAUAAUAUCAACAAUAAUAUCAAUAAUAACUUGAUGAAUUGAGGUAAAUAUUUUUGUUUUAAAGUUUUAAUCCUGAGGAUAAUUUCCUGUCCAGAUUAAUAUGAUCAAUAUGAUCAAUAUGAAAAACUUCAAAAAUGGUCUAAACUUUCCAGAUUAAGCGUUUAUUUAUCUAUUUUCUUCUUCAAUCAUUUUAUUUUGGGAAUUUAGACACUAAAACACAAGUAAAUAGCUAGAAGCAGAUUUUAUGUUUAAUUAGAAAAGAAUAAAAACAUAAAAAUAACUUGAAUGUUUAUUUAAUUCUUAAUAAAACAUCUGAAGGAAUGUUGAUGCAAUCUGCAUGAAUAUUAUGACAUCAGACGUCCUGAAAACAAUUUUUAAAAAGCUGUUAUAAAAAAAGAUAAAGUAAAAUAAUCCACAGAUUAAAAAAAAAACUGUUUAGAUAUUAAAACAUGAUCAUAAAAUGAAGAGUCAGGGAACCAGUAACUGGUGACCAGUUGUCCAGCCCAGUCUAUGAAAUCAUUAAUCAUUAAUAAUUCAACUUUCUAUUUCUGGUGGACCAAUCAAAGCCUCUCCUCUCGUUGUUUACGUGGUAACAGCAUCUUGAGAGAUGUUCUGGAGGGAGAAUCUGGACCAGAACUUUAAUUGGUCUGGUUCCAUUGAUCCAGUAAAACCGGGAGGGAAAAAGUUUGCACCUCAAAGUUUCAACAUCCAGAAGCUGAAAUAUUUGGAAUUAGAACUCCAGAUCCUGACCCGACUGGUGGUUCUGAUCAGGUUCAGGUUCUGGUCCAGCUCUGUAGGAACCAAGUUCUCCAGAAGUUCCUGCUGAUGUUUGUUUUUGCUCUGAUUUCCUGUAAAUGUUGGUGAUUUUAGAAUUUAUCAUUUGUACAUUUCAAAUGUCAUUUUUAUUAAAAAUUAAAAGUUUUAUUGUGAA